Exophiala oligosperma is the source of this 2946-nucleotide messenger RNA. RefSeq lists its product as uncharacterized. NCBI's taxonomy places the organism in Eukaryota, Fungi, Ascomycota, Eurotiomycetes, Chaetothyriales, Herpotrichiellaceae. The coding region runs from base 1243 to 2946 and encodes 567 amino acids. The transcript has 2 exons. The record is from RefSeq and is a predicted model, not a curated record.
UGGUAUGGGAUUGGUGGAGCGCUUGUUCAAGUGCCCCUCGUCUCAAGUUGAUCGCAAUCGGUUCUUUUUGCGAUUGGCAUACCAGAAGCUGCGCACUUCUAUACGAAUGUGGCGCCGCCGUAGCCUUGAAACGUCACAGCACCGAGUACUCGUACCGUCAACAACAAAAUCUAACCGCGUAUCGACUGUUUCUGCGAGUGAAGUACUCGGACCCUGUACAUACGAGUACGCGGAAUUAUUUUUCCUCUCAAGGAUGCACAUACAGUACGCAACGCUGGCGCCACCACGGCCCUGACGCAAAUUGGCCGCCUUUUGUCUUUUUGUGGCUCGCAACAGCUGUCAAAGCGUCCCCUUUUUGCUCCAACGAUGGAGUUAAGCCAAGGGGUGUGCCCCGGGGAAAGGAUUUGCUCGACAAAGGUCCCAGCCAUGUGGGACAGUGGCCAACACCAUUGAACGGCUUGAGGUGACUUGGCUCGGUAUCGCACCGGGUUAGUGUGCUGUGGUCGGCAGCUGUUGCGAGUCUUCGAUACUCUCAAGUACUCGUCAACCCCUAGUGAUCUUGACCAUUUGUUACCUAGUACGAUGGAGACUCGUUCUCCCAUGUGCUCAAACAACCCAUGCCGGCCAAGACAUGUGAAGACGAAGCCCAUCGAUUCGGUCAUCUCCUCUAAACAUUGGCGGUGCCGAUUUUCGCCUUAUUCAUUCAAUCGUAUCUACUGCCACGACGGUACAAGCACACACCGUUUCAUCCUUGUCAUUUCCACCCACUAGCUCGACUGGACCGGGUUCUCAAGCCCAUGCCACUGGGGCUCCUCGAAAGAAAAGAGAUGCGCGAGACUUACCGUGAGCGAGCCAUGGUCCCGCACUGUUUUGACGCCGCGGGUACUCGUACUUGUAUUCGUGAAGGAUCGGAUUUGCGCCGCCCCGCCUCCCCUGGUUGCGGCGCGGCACAGUGCCCGACGCUCCUCUCGAGGGAUCAUUUGUGCCAUUCUGGGCUUCACCUGUUUCUUUGCAGCGCAAUAUUGCGUUCUCGCAACGACGAACUCUUGGCUCGUUGGGGAGCUACUGAGUAUGGCUCCAGUAGGCUGUGCUUUUUCAUCGCUGCCUCUCCUAUGUUACGCCAUUGCCGUGUAUCUGUUUUACAGUAGAAAGGGCCAUGGCAUCCCUUCUUUUAACACGGACAACACAGGCUUCUUUUGAUUUUUGACGUUGUGACAACAUGCGGGAAGUCUCCUUCCUGACAUGAAGCCACGGUUCUUUCGAGCGUUAUGCAUCGCGGUCGUUGGAUUGGCUAGCGCCGUUGUUGUUUUCCUUUCCAUCUCCUAUAUCCUCAGCCCUCUUUUACUAUGGCUCUCUCCCUCGCUGAACCCGACGCUGUAUGACUGGGGAGCCUACGGUGCUUGCCCAUUACAGUCGUUUGUAACGACCGACCUCGUUGCGCCCCGUGUCAAUACAAGGCGAACUCAUCCAGAUUGCGGGCGUGGGUUGGUGUUGUUGACCAUCAACGGGGAUUCUGCUGGACCGAAAGGACCGGCCAUUCUCGAUGCGCGCAACGAAUUGGUUUGGAAGUCGCAGGGCUAUGGGAGCGCCACGAAUCUACAGGUCCAGCAUUACAAAGGGCAGAAUUAUCUGACAUUCUGGGCUGGUAGGAAAGUGGGCACCAAAGGAACGGGCAUGUAUUACAUGCUGGAUUCUACUUACAAUGAAGCACAUCGAGUCAUGGCCGUCGGUGACGGCAUGGAGGGCGACCUCCAUGAAUUCAAAAUCACGAAAGACGACACUGCUUUGCUGACAGUAUAUGCGACCACCAAGGCCGAUUUGUCGUCCUGGGGGAGAUUUUCCGAUGGAUGGCUUUUGGACAGCCUCUUCCAAGAAGUCGACAUCGCAACGGGAGAGCUGUUGUUUGAAUGGAGAGCUUCCGAGCAUUUUAAUUUCAGCGAUACCUACAUGACGAACCCAUUUGGCGGUUAUAUCAAAAGUUUGCCUUUCGACUUCUUCCACAUCAACAGUGUCGACAAGGACUCUCAGGGAAAUUACCUGAUCUCUUCUCGCCACACACAUACCAUUACCUGCAUCAACCCCAAGGGAAAUAUCCUAUGGGUACUGGGUGGUCGCCGCAACCAAUUCACUGAUUUGUCCGGAGGAGCCGCGCUAGACUUCAAAUGGCAGCAUGAUGCGAGAUGGGUAUCCGAAGAGGACGGGAUCAUCAGCCUUUUCGACAACAAGGAGGCAGGUCCUCUGCAUGCCGAUGGUCCCCAUAGUCGCGGCAUGAUGCUUCAACUCGACAUCUCUAACCACACCGUCGAGCUGUUGCACACGUACGAGUCACUUGGACACACACGAGCCCCGUCGCAAGGCUCAAUGCAGGUGCUCCAGGACACUGAUCAUGUCUUUGUCGGAUUUGGCCAUUCUCCCAUCUACAGUGAAUUCUCCGUCAAUGGCAGUUUGCUAUGCGAACACCAUUUUGGAUCACCCAUCUUUCACCCGUGGAAUCGCGCGGUGUCAUACCGGGCUUCGAAGAGGUAUGAUUGGGUUGGUCGGCCGACGUACCCUCCUUCAGCAGAGAUCGAGGAUGAUACGCUCUAUGUAAGCUGGAACGGGGCUACAGAAGUGUCGGCUUGGUUGUUGCAAGGUGCCAAGAGUGCCGAGGACGAAGAUGCAUUCAACGACCUGGAUGUCCUGGAGAAGGACACCUUUGAAGAGACUUUCGAGCUGGGAGACUUGUACGAAUACUCUUACUUUCGAGUGGUCGCGUUGACCCAGGACGGUCAGGUCCUUGGCCAGUCUGCGGUAUUGGUCUACGAGCCUGACUGGGACUGGUGGAUGUUUGGAGUGGCCAUUGUAGCGUGGCUGGUCAUCGUCAGAGUUGGCUGGCACUGCUAUAAAUGGCUUGCUAGGCGGAGGACAACCAGCCAAGUAGCCUGGAUCAGCCUUGAGAGACAAUGA